Molecule: messenger RNA, 593 nt
Organism: Punica granatum (pomegranate)
Lineage: Eukaryota; Viridiplantae; Streptophyta; Magnoliopsida; Myrtales; Lythraceae
Source: RefSeq, a predicted model, not a curated record
CUGAAAACAUAUUGAAAACUCUCUCUUUCUUACUACACAGAGUGAAAAUGAUCAGUGGAAGGAAACUGAUUGCAAUGGCAAGGAAGUGGCAGAAGGAGGCCGCUUCAAGCAGGAGAAUAAUCUCUUUGCCGAGCGCCCAUGAGAAUUCGAAUGAUAUGCCGUUUGUAGCAGACAAGGGCCAUUUCAUUGUCUACACAGCUGACCGAAGGCGAUUCAUGGUGCCGCUAUCAUACCUCCACAACAACAUCUUCCAAGAGCUUUUCAAGAUGUCUGAGGAUGAGUUCGGGUACUCAUGUGAUGGACCCAUCACAGUUCCCUGCGAUGCAGCGGCUAUGGAGUAUGUUGUGUCCCUGGUUCAACGGGGCUUAGCUAAGGACUUGGAAAAGGCUUUGCUCGACAUCGUAGCUUCUAGUCGCUGCACAGCAGCAACUUCAGAUGAAAUAUGCAUGAGGCCUCAAGUUCUUGUUAGUGGCCACUGAGUCAGAUCACAACUGCUCUAAAUAUGAUGCGGUCUUGAUAGUUGUAUAAUAUCUUUUUCCCCCUCUCUUCCACUGUAAAGUAAAGCUGUAACCAUUUGUGCAUAAAGGAAAGGU